Molecule: messenger RNA, 2104 nt
Organism: Bombina bombina (fire-bellied toad)
Lineage: Eukaryota; Metazoa; Chordata; Amphibia; Anura; Bombinatoridae
Product: carcinoembryonic antigen-related cell adhesion molecule 8
Exons: 4
Coding region: 90-644 (184 amino acids)
Source: RefSeq, a predicted model, not a curated record
CCCAUAAGCUCAGGCAGACGUUAGCUCCAGAUAGUGAAACCGCACUACUUCCUGAUACAGUGAAGCUGACCUGAAGCAGAUACAUCACAAUGUUCUGUAACAAAGGGGCAACUAGAUGGGACUACUGGCUGAGGUGCUAUUUGUUAAAAGUUAUCUUCAUUCUAUGGAUAUGUCCAACCAAUGGAAUAGAUAUUCAGAUUAUCCCAUCAUCUCCAACCAUUGGACAGACUGCCUUGUUUAAUAUUAAUGGAAUUGAUCAAAGAAUAUUGAGCAUCGAUUGGUAUAAAGGGUUAAACCCAAGUGCUUCUAACCAAAUUUUUAACAUGUUUCCCCCAAACCAGGAAAUAAACCAAGGUAGAGCUUACUUCAAAAAUGCCACUGGGUUUAUAAAUGGCUCUUUGAAAAUCUCUGACCUUAGAAAGGAAUUUGAAGGGAAUUAUACAGUGCAGUUACAGAUGAACCCUCCACAACAAGCUUCAGUGCAAUUGACUGUAACUGUUCCUUCUUCCCCUCCUGAUAGUCCUAAUCACCUUGGUGGUGGAGAAAUUGCUGGAAUUGUUAUUGCAGCACUUUGUGGAACAGCACUGCUUGGCUUUCUAGGUGUCAUGGGAUUCAAAAAGUUUAAAAAAGAUGAUAUAAUAUAACAAGAAGAGGACCAUACAUUGCUCUUCAGUGUUAUCAUUUGAUGUAAUAUGGUCCCAACUCCAGUUGCCAAAGUUAUUUGUUGUUUGGAUCAACUGGGUAUUUUGCAUAUCAACAGCGGUUUGGAUCAACUGGGUAUUCUGGAUCAACUGUGUAUUCUGCAUAUCAACCCCUUAUGAAGCAAGUACUUUGAAAUCUUAGUGCCUCUUGAUAUUUUAUGUUGUUGUUUAUUUUUUCCAAAGACUUUGAUAAUCCAAUUUUGUGUAUAAUAUAUUGUAUCUAAAUCCUUAAGACUACAACUACUCAAAACUUGAUGUGCAACCUAAAAGAAGCACAGGUGUGUCCUAAAUUCAAGGCAGUGUUUAUUCACAAUCUCAAAAGACCAUUAACAUUGCACUUACUCUGUAGUUAAAAGGACAUGCAAAGAUAAUUCCACUGGACUUCCAGUAUCCCGGGCUCAACCGCAUGUGUAUCUUCCCUGCUGUUUCCAGGAGACACUACGGGCAAUCUAGUAACACAAUUUACAGUGAUAGCUUUCUCAGUCAUCACUUCCCCUUAAUGAGGCCCAUUUAUCAAGCUCUGUAUGGAGCUUGUGGGCCUGUGUAAUCACCAGAAACAGCAGUUAUGAAGCAGCGGUCUAAAGACCACUGCUCCGGCGGACAGACAUCGCCACAAUUCAACCCGAUCGAGUACGAUUGGGUUGAUUGACACCUCCCUGCUGGCGGCCGCGAGUCUGCAGGGGGUGGCCUUGCACCAGCAACUCGUGAGCUGCUGGUGCAAUGCUGAAUACGGAGAGCGUAUUGCUGUCCACAUUCCGCGAAGUCUUGCGGACCUGAUCCGAACUGUCGGAUCAGGUCCGCAAGACCUUUGAUAAAUAGGCCUCAAUAUCUUCAAUAUCUUAAUAUUGGCCACAGUGUCUCCAGACAGUUGAGCAUGGGGACUGGAAGUCCAGUGGAAGUAUUUUUUACAUGUCUAUUUUAUUAUCUAGUAUGUGCAAUUGUAUUGGUCUUUUUCAAUUGGGAAUAAAAAUAACCUUGAAUUUGGCUGCACUUGUGCUUCUUUUAGAUCUGGUUGUUUUCAUGUUAGUAAAUUUAAGCAACUGAUCUCAGUGAAGAUAGAGGCUUCCGUGGUUUAUACAAGGGGGAGCAUUUACAGCAUUGAGACGAUGGGGCCUAUUUAUCAAUCUCCGAACGGAGCUUGACGGCCUGUGUUUCUGGCAAGUCUUCAGACUCGCCAGAAACACAAGUUAUGGAGCAGCGGUCACAAAGACUUGUGAGCUGCUGGUGCAAUGCUGAAUACGGAUCAGAUCCGCAAGACAUUUGUUAAAUCGGCCUCAUAAUAUCUGCAUUGGAUUAACAUUUCUUAAGAAUAUAUGCUUUUUCCACCGGACAUUUGUAUGCACUGAUAAAGUUUGUAUUCAGACUAACUGAAAUAUAUAUGCAUUAAAAUAUACAAUAUUCGA